AUGCUUCAAGACACCUGGCGUUUAAAUAUUGAAUGGGACGAAUAUGUUCCUGACGGUAUUUACACUAAGUGGAAGAAAUUGAUUGACCUACUUAAAGUAAUAGAUAAUAUUCGCAUUCCUAGGUGCCACGCGAUGAUUGCAUGUUAUCAGAACAGGAUAGCGUGCGCAAGCGGGAUGGAAGUCCCCUCUCCCGUGCCAAAAGCUACGCCGCCACCCGCGCCUCUCGACUCGGCCACUCCGCUCGCAUCUUCCGCUGCUACGCAGUAUUCUACUACGAGCUACGAAACCGUAGCUGUCAAUAGCAGUGCUACAAAUACGAACAGGUGA
Parnassius mnemosyne (clouded apollo) is the source of this 327-nucleotide messenger RNA. The record is from the annotation of a GenBank genome assembly. Lineage: Eukaryota; Metazoa; Arthropoda; Insecta; Lepidoptera; Papilionidae.